Messenger RNA from Maudiozyma barnettii, 1473 nucleotides. RefSeq names its product Vts1p (gene VTS1). Gene Ontology annotation, molecular function: protein binding; mRNA binding; translation repressor activity. Gene Ontology annotation, biological process: nuclear-transcribed mRNA poly(A) tail shortening; regulation of mRNA stability. NCBI's taxonomy places the organism in Eukaryota, Fungi, Ascomycota, Saccharomycetes, Saccharomycetales, Saccharomycetaceae. Bases 1 to 1473 code for a protein of 490 amino acids. The transcript has a single exon. The record is from RefSeq and is a predicted model, not a curated record. Gene Ontology annotation, cellular component: P-body.
AUGGACACUUACGAGGACUACAAUUCACCGUAUGGUGUCGCGACCAGAGCUGCUCACCCUGGUGCAGUUUUGCUUUCGCCACAACCGUCAGGUGUCGGUUCUUCCCACACGAGUGCUCAGGGUUUGACAUCCGCAUUUGGCGGGAUGAGCAUCUCUAAUGAUAGCAGUACUCUUGUUGAAGAAUCCAACCAUGCAGCAGCAGCUGGCUCUGCUGUGAAUAUGGGACAACACAACACAGGUCACUCCUCAGGUUUUAUUAACCUGACUCAGGACAUUCACAAUAUUUGCAAGUGGCUUACAAACAUGUCAAGUGCUCAACAAAAUAUGGUCAUGGAUAACGUAAUUUCUGUAUUGAAGGACGACGUACUGCAAUACACAAAGUUGAAACUGGAUAGUCUUACGAACUCUGGUUACUUAUCAUCCCCACCGCAACCUCCAAUGAUCUCCUCGCCGUUGUCUGUACCACUUCUGAACGAACUCACAGGCGGAUCGUCUUCCAAUGGAAUAACUAAUAUGAACUCGAUGUUCAAUACACAAAGAUCAUCAGCUGUGGCAGGUCCUGUAGCGGCAGGUUCCGCAGCAGUUAACAUGAAUGGUACAUACCAUCCUUGGUCUCCACAACCUACACUCGACCAACAACAACAACAACAACAACAACAGCAGCAGCAGCAACAGCAACAGCAACAGUACACUUCACAACAGAGACCGAAGUCUGCAGAACCUGCAACUUAUCAAACAUCUGUCUCUAACGGAAUGAUAUCUAACUCUCGCCAUUUAAACUUGCACAACAAUCAAAAUUAUAAUGUUUCACAACAACAGCAACAGCAACAACAACAUCAGCAACAGCAACAGCAACAGCAACAAAGUUUGAGUACCUCUCCUAAUACACUAUACCACCAACAAAUCUCCUAUAACAAUAGCAAUAAUCAUAAUAAUCGUAUGAAUGGAAACAGUGUUAGUUCUACUGGAAGAAAGAAUUACCAAGAUUCACAAUCUCAACCUCAACACCAUCCUUACAGUUACACAAGUACAGGUUUACACUCUUACAAUAAUUUCUAUUCUUUUACAAGAGCACACCAGAAUAAACAUAGGCAUGGAAAUGAUGAUAACAACAAUAACAUGGGUCAUGGGAAUAAUAAGAAUCCAGCAAACGCAUCAAUGAAUCCUAAGAACCUUACUGAUCCGAAAUUGUUGGCGGAUAUUCCAUCAUGGUUGAAAUCUUUACGUCUUCACAAGUAUUCUACUAUCUUACAAGAUUUCUACUGGGAAGACCUUAUUGAGCUUAGCGAUGAAUUCCUAGAUCGUCAUGGUGUUGCAGCUCUUGGUGCACGCAGAAAGCUGUUAAAGGCUUUUACCAUUGUUAAAGAAUACAAAGCAGCGGGACAAAUCGAUGCUAGCGCGUUUGAUCCAAAGAAACAUACAGAACCUCCUGGCCCAAGUGGUUCAGGUUCAGUAACUCAGGAUUCUAUUUAG